AUGCCCGGCUGGAUGGUUAAGCUUGUGACAGUUGCUCCCGACUUCUCCUCCUUUCUUCUCCCUUUUCCGUCGUCUCCUCCAUUUUUCCCGUCCUCUGCUCCUCAAACGCGACCACCGCUCGUCCGGUCGAUUUGCUGCCUCCAUCUGCGAAGAACAGUCGCCGCCGCAGGGAGACGAAGUCGAAGACGCAGACGAACACAUCCCCUUGUUCGACGAAGACGCAGCUGCGUUCGUCGACCCUCCUUCUCCGUUUUUCCAACCGACAGUCCUGGUCGUCGUCUCCAUCUGCCCUCCCCAUCUCGCCGGCGCAUCUGCCCUCCUAAUCUCACCGCCUCCUUGCUCGAUUUCUUCCCCAAGAUAGAUGUUCUGUUAUUGACCACUACACAAUCUAUGUUUGAAGUUCAAUUAAACGCUAGCAUGUUACAUGGUUUUUUUGUUCGUGGCAUUAUUGAAUACAACUUUAGAAUAAUUAGGGUUCUUCCUUUAGCCCAUGAGUUUUUGCAGCUGCUUCUCCGUGCUAAACUAAUGUUCUUUUAUUUUGAAGGUUUAUAUUAACAUAUAUUAAAGCAUGCAGCAAGCAUUCUAUGAAUCAAAGACUGAGAGAAUCACGAAGGGAAUGCACUCUCUCAACAGACGAGUUGAUGUAAGCAGAUUCCAAAGCUAUCAAGAUUAAACGGGAACUGUUAAGACUAAGUACCUCAGCAACAGCCUCUUCAGUGAGAGAAGAAAUACCAAACUGCAGGUUUUGGUUUCGUCAUGCAAGAAACCAUAUUAACCAGCGUUUCCUUGGCUUUCGAGUACACCGCCCUAAAGCGUAUCUUCUGGAAUCGAAAAGACGUAAAUACAAAAAUAAGGACCGGGAAGAACGAAAUGGCGUACAAGGUGAUGUCCGUCCACUUCCUCCCACUGCUGACAGUUAGAAUGAGCGUUGACGCGAAUGCAAGCAUCAACAUCGCCACUGAGAUCGUCAACAUCACAAGCCCUGCUUUCAACUUACGACCAAGAGAUCUUUCGAAAUCCUUAAAUCGAUAUGAUGAUGUGAUGAUGUUGAGAAACAUGAUAACUGAUGUCAAAGCUGCUGAGAGAGACAUUGCAUCUGCUACUGUAAAAAAGAAGAACAAAGGUUUUUCCUUAAGAACUGGCUGACCCGUCUUUGGAUUUGGACCUCCGGGUACUGUAUACGCUGCCGCAAACGCAACGGUGGCAAUCAGCACUGCAACAACUGUGUAAUUUUUUGCAUUCUCGGUCAUCCAUUCUUUGGCUUCCUUACGACGUUUAUCAUUUCCCUCAUUAAACUCCUGUUCAGCAGUCUUGGAUCUUGAGUUCAACUUCAUUUUGUCCAAGUACGUACGCAGGACCUUUUAAAUCUGAAUCCACAUCUUCUACCUCUUCGGCAACCAUAUGCAGCAAGGUGUUUGCAUCGUUAUCGAUCUUUCCUCUCAAUCGCUCCUUUGCAUACCUCGUAUUGACCACCAUAUCAAAAAUUUCAUGGUUACGAUUUUUGAUUGCUACAUGUAAAAUGUUACGCCCAUCUUGAUCAAUAUGUUCGAUUGCCUGAGGGUACAAAGUUAGUAUUUCCUCAACGAUCUGCGGGCACCCAUGUUUCGUUGCUAAUAAUAGUGGAGUAUCCGGCAAACGAGCAGCAGAUUCAUAAGUUAUGAUUUCUUCUUGUGUUAUGGAUGAAGUUUUUCCAUAUUCAUGAUAUUUGGAUUUAUGUUUUGUUAUCCUUGAUGCAGUUUUUUCCCAUGAAGUGUCUUUUUUUACCAAGAGCUUAACUAGUUUCAUUGCCCAUUCGCAUUUGAACUUCUGUUUUCGCAACUUCUUCAAGGGGGGCAACAUCCAACUGGUGUCUUCAACAUUUGGAUCAAUUACUAGCAUCAAAAAGUAGGAAAAUUUAUUAGUCUUUUUCACAACAGCAUAAGAAUAGCAUAGAAGUGCAUGGUUAGUAUCAUCAUACAGUUGUAUAUAAUGCGCACGAAGAAAUUAUGUGGAGGGAGUUCUAGUGGACGGCAGGAAAGAAGUUGAAGAGGAACUUAAAGAUCUUAGUCUUGCCAUGUCGAGCUGCAUAGAAUAAAGCGGUCUCUCCUUGCUUGUUGGACAUACUGAGCAACAUAGGAGCCCUUCGUAGCAUUUCCGCUGCAGCUACAACUGUCCUAUUGUUAGUGCCCGCCUCAUGGAGGAUGGUACUUCCGCCAUUAUUUUGCCAAGUGAGUUUGUGAGAAUCGCACAAAGGCACCAUGUUCAGGAGCUGAAGCACAAGAUCGUUUUUCUUGUGGUAAGUGGCAAUAUGGAUGACGGUAUCUUCAUGUAUUGUAACUGUAUGCAAUGGACCCUUGGGAAUGCUUGCACAUAUGUCGAGCACUUUGUCGUCGUCCUUCUGCAUCAGAGCUUCAUACAACUGGGAAUUAAUCUUCAUGUCUUCGGUAUCCAUGGGGAGAGAGAGAGAGUGUGUUUGUUUGAGUUUUGUUUAUCAAGACCUUGUAAAGCCUAGUGCAUAUAUUUAUAGACACAUUUGUUAUUAGGAACCUAGACAUAGUUAGAAAGCAC
This is a messenger RNA of Lactuca virosa, 2547 nucleotides long. The record is from the annotation of a GenBank genome assembly. NCBI's taxonomy places the organism in Eukaryota, Viridiplantae, Streptophyta, Magnoliopsida, Asterales, Asteraceae.